Drosophila arizonae is the source of this 3008-nucleotide messenger RNA. RefSeq names its product leucine-rich repeat and fibronectin type-III domain-containing protein hattifattener (gene haf). Gene Ontology annotation, molecular function: protein binding. NCBI's taxonomy places the organism in Eukaryota, Metazoa, Arthropoda, Insecta, Diptera, Drosophilidae. The record is from RefSeq and is a predicted model, not a curated record.
AAUGGCUGACACAAAAUGUUGGCAACAGUAACAGCAACAACAACAGCAACAACAACAACAACAACAAAGCUCUAUGCCGGCGACAAGAUGAAACGCAGCAGCACUCAAACAGCGACCACGCCCACAAAUCAACAACUUUGGCUAUCGUCGCUCAUUUUACUUUUAGCUGGCAGCAGUCAGAGCCGCGCUCAAUGUCCCUGGCAGCGAGAUCUGCCCGAUCUACAGACGAGCUGCAUCUGUGCCUAUAAUCUGGGACGAGAGCUGAGCGUACAAUGCGAUCAGGUCGAGUUCUCGCAAUUGCUGGAGGCAAUGAACAAAUAUGCGAGACUGAAGCCCGUCGAUUUGCUGUACGUGAACAACGCGACCAUUGAGGAGCUGCCAGACGAGAUCUUCAGCAACCUGAGCCUGCACAAUGUGCAGCUGUCUAGCUGUGGCAUCAAGCGCAUCUCGAAUGGCGCCUUCAAGGGCCAGGAGUCGGUGCUGAAGAACCUCAAUCUGCAGGACAAUCUGCUGAGCGAGGUGCCCGUGAAGGCACUCCAAGUGCUGACCAAGCUCAACCUACUCGAUCUGUCGCGCAAUCAGCUCUCCACAAUACCAGACGAUGCCUUUGCUGGCUUGAAUAAGCUCUCCACGCUCAAGCUGAAUGACAACAAUGUGACUCUGGCAGCGAAUGCUUUCCGUGGCCUCGAGCAGAGUUUAAAGAAUUUGAAUUUGAAGGGCACCCGUCAACGUCGCGUGCCCGAGUGCAUCAGGGGACUAAAGAGCUUGGCUUUUCUGGAUCUGUCGCAGAAUGGCAUUAAGGAGCUGCCCGGUGCCGGUGGCAUACGCGUCUUCGAUGGCCUGGAUUCCCUAACGGCCCUAAAUAUGGAACGUAAUCUGAUCCAGAGCAUUGGCGAAACGGCCUUCGCUGGCGUACGCAAAACUCUCAGCUCACUUAGUUUACUCAACAAUUUGCUGUCGGAGUUUCCAAUUGGCGCUGUGCACUCGCUGAAGGAGCUGCGCGUGCUGGACAUCGGUUUCAAUUUGCUCACCACACUGCCGGAGGCGGCUUUUCGUGGCAAUCCGAGCAUUACACUGCUGGCCCUCGACGGCAAUCCACUCAGCACGGUGCCGGAGGGGGCAUUUGCCCAUUUGAAUGCAACGCUGCGUGGCCUGUCCUUGGGCGGACGAUUCCUGCACUGCGAUUGCAAGCUGCGCUGGGUGGCCGAAUGGAUACGCAACGGUGAUUUACAGGUCACCUCGCGCGAGCGCAAUCCCCAAUUCUGUGGUACACCGCCGCGUUUUCGCGAUCGCGGCUUCUACUCCAUACAGCCGGAGGAGCUAAGCUGCCCCGAAAUAGCCGAUGCGGCGCUCCGUGGCCCCGUUGGCCUGGCCGACAAUCUAAAGCCCACGUUCCCCUCCUCGCCCGACUCGGUGGAGUUUGAGACGGGCUCAAGCACAGGCACUGGCAUUGCGGCUGUCGCACCUGUUGCCAGCACCACACAGCCAACCACCACAACCACACUGUCCACCACAACGACAACAACAACAGCAGCGCCUACAACUGCCACCAGCUCCAGCACAGCAGCCAGCACGACUCAGCCACCGAGCACAGCUGCCACAAAGGCCAACAAGGUGUUGCCCACCGUGGGCGUCAAUGGCACCGGCAGCGUCCAGGCGACGGCCAUUUCCUCGACGAGCAGCAGCUCCUCCACAUCGCACUCGAGCCCAGGUAAACAGGCACCGGGCUGGCGUCAGGGCGGCGGCGUGAAUGCGAAUGCGAAUGGCAGUCAGCACAAGCCGCAGCGACCGCCACUGGUGCUCGGCUAUCCGCCGCAGCGUGGCACACGGAUCGACGAUGUCAACGAGGUGCAGGUGAAGCAUGCCUUCCGCCAGGACAGCUCCGUUAUCAUCCAAUGGGACUCGGAGACGGCCAACAUACUCGGCUUUCGGGUCGUCUAUCGCCUGUUUGGCGAGAAGGCCUUCAAGCAGGGCCCGCCGCUGGAGGCCAGCGAGCGUGAGUUCAAGAUCAAGAACGUGCCCGCCCAGGAAUGCAUCAUCGUGUGCGUCAUAUCGCUCGAGGAGCUGCAUGUCACGCCCGAAACGGUGCCCUAUCAGCAGUGCCGCGAGGUGCGCACUGUCGCCUCCCAGACCUCAAACAUGGAUAAGAUAACGAUUGCAGCAAGUGCCGCCAUUUGUGGCACCAUCAUUGUCGCUGUGAUUGUCUUCAUUGCAGCCAGCAGGCGCUCGCGCAAGUUGCAAAACAACCAGCAAAAGAGUCCGUUGCCAAUUGGAGGCCUGCCCGUUAAUUGUUGCGGUCCAACCGGCUCGCCAGGACCACUUGGCUCCAUUGCCACUCUAUCGGCAUUUAACAAUCACAAGGAAUGGGAUCAAGUAUCAGCGUACAGUGGACGCUCGAUACCGCGACCACGCAUCUAUCCCGUUGAACAGCCUGACGAUAUGCGCAGCCAUUUCUCUGGCAUGCCGGGCAAGGUGGCCAAGUCAAGAUCCAUAGCCGAUGGGCAAUCGCAGCACAGUUUCUCGAACAAUUCGCAUCGCGGCUAUUUGGGCACAGCCUUUCCCACCAACCUGGUCAAUUCACGCCCGGAGCUGCGUCAAUCCCGUCAAUCCUUGGCCGCUGCCUCGGAGCGCAUGUCACGCGCCUCCUACGCCGGCUCCAUACAUGGCGGCGGCGGCGGUGGUGGGCCAGGUGGCGGCGGUGUUGGUGUUGCUGGCGGCAGCCUGAUGGGCAUGAGCGGUUUGGUUGGGCCCGGCGGCCCCGCUAGCAUUGCAUCCAGCAAUGCAAGACGUUCGCGUCCGCGUUCCAGAUCACGCGAUCAACUGAACAACACGCACAUACAUAGCCAUCGACCGGGAAGUCGAUAUUCGCAAGCGGGCUCAACGCACACAUUAAACAAUUAUUGCGAUACAUCGGAUAAUUGGACCGAUCAUGAUAUGGACAUCUAUAUGGCCCGCAACCCAACGACGCGCAACGGCCUGGUGCCAUUAUGAGGGCGACUCAUGUUAUC